Molecule: messenger RNA, 522 nt
Organism: Condylostylus longicornis
Lineage: Eukaryota; Metazoa; Arthropoda; Insecta; Diptera; Dolichopodidae
Product: microsomal glutathione S-transferase 1-like
Exons: 4
Cellular component (GO): membrane
Source: RefSeq, a predicted model, not a curated record
AUGAAUAAAACUAAUACAACAAAUAUCACUAAAGUUCUAGAAACUAUAAAUUCAAAUUUAUCUUCAAAUAAUAGUAAUGGCACAAAUGAAAGUAUUCCCUUUGACUUGAGUUUAUUGACACUCUCGAAUCCUGUUUUUGGUAAUUUUAUGUUUUGGACAGCAAUAUUAGCAUUGAAAAUGCUUUUAAUGGCUAUUCUUACAGCAAUACAACGAUCAAAACAUAAGAUUUUUGCCAAUCCUGAAGAUGCCGAAAUCAUGAAAGUUGAAGUAGUUUUCAAUAACCCAGAUGUUGAACGUGUCAGAAGAGCUCAUCGAAAUGACUUAGAAAACAUAUUACCUUACUUUACAAUUGGCCUUUUGUACAUAACGAUAGAUCCAAAUCCAACUUUGGCGACGAUUCUUUUUAGAAUAGCAACUAUUUCAAGAAUUCUUCAUACAUUUGUGUACGCGAUAUAUCCUGUUAGACAGCCGAUAAGACUGAUAUGUUUUUUGGUACAAUCAUCAAUAGCUAUAUUUAUGGGA